AUGGAUGAUUACAACUUUUCAAUUUCAGAUAGUUGGUCAUUUGAGAAUGAUGUUCGUAGUGAGGAAAGCAUCUCCCACAAUAGUCGCGAUUAUACACCAGAAUUUACUACCGACCAGAUUUUUGAAACUAGAGAAGAUAUGUUAGCUUGGGCGCGGAGCGUUGGUCUAAAAUAUGGUAUUGUGGUGGUUAUUUUAAAUUCUGCUAAGUUAAAAGGCGGCAAAUUGCCGAAGUGCAUUCUUGGUUGUGAAAGAGGAGGAAAGUACGAACCGCCACGGUAUCUGGUUGAUGCGAUUGCCCAUUUCAACUGCGAGGGCCACAAGUACCCGUCAAGGCUAAAACCAAUAGAGAAACAAUUUGUGGUCGACAUGGCCAACAACAUUGCGCCUCGUGAGAUUCUUAAUAUUUUGAAGCAAAAAGACCUGUCAAACACUACGGGAAUCAAGAGCGUUUAUAACACCAUUUUUGCAAACAAAGCAGCCAAACUGGACAGUCUAACUCCUAUUCAGUAUGUCAUACGUCAAUUACUUAAGAAAGAUUACCUCCAUCAAUUUCUUACAAAUUCGGAUACUAACGAAAUCACAGAUAUUAUUUGGGUUCAUCCUAUGAGUCUAGAGCUAUCUGUCAACUUUCUGUCUGUACUGAUCAUUGACGCCACGUACAAGACCAAUGAGUAUCGAAAAUCACUAUUGGAGGUUAUGGGUAUCACAUCCACAUGGCGAACUUACUCGCUUAUGUUCACUUAUCUUAGUAAUGAGAGAGAAGAGACAUUGACAUGGGCAUUGGAUAACUUAAAAAACUGGAUGCUUCAAAAAGGGGCGUCGAUGCUAUUGGUGUUUGUUUCAGAUCGGAAUUUAGCGCUUAUGAACGCCAUUGAAGCAUGUUUCCCUACGACACGUCACAUCUUGUGUAUUUGGCACAUAAAUCAGUGCGUUAUGAAGAACUGCAGCCGUGUGCUUGGUCCGGAAUGGAAGCGCUUCAUCACGUCAUGGCACUCGCUUAUCAAUUCAUCUACACCUUCGUCUUUCGAACAGAAGUGGCAAGCCAUGUGCGAUGAUUUUCGCCAGUUCCCGAAUGUCAUAACUUACCUGUGCCAAACAUGGUUAAGGUCGUACAAAGAGCGGUUUGUUUCAGCAUGGACAGAUACAUAUAUGCACCUCGAAAGCAAUUCAAGUCAAAGGGCAGAGUCUGCACAUGCGAAGGCUAAAGCUAUAUUUGGGAGAUACCAUGUCAUCGUUACAAACAUCUUUUGA
Molecule: messenger RNA, 1251 nt
Organism: Rhododendron vialii
Lineage: Eukaryota; Viridiplantae; Streptophyta; Magnoliopsida; Ericales; Ericaceae
Product: protein FAR-RED IMPAIRED RESPONSE 1-like
Exons: 4
Coding region: 1-1251 (416 amino acids)
Biological process (GO): regulation of DNA-templated transcription
Source: RefSeq, a predicted model, not a curated record